This is a messenger RNA of Bactrocera oleae (olive fruit fly), 825 nucleotides long. RefSeq lists its product as uncharacterized. NCBI's taxonomy places the organism in Eukaryota, Metazoa, Arthropoda, Insecta, Diptera, Tephritidae. The record is from RefSeq and is a predicted model, not a curated record.
GGAAGAAAGUGUAUAAAGUUGACACAAACCAACGCUUCAAUUUAGUUUCGAAGUUUAAUUGAAAAUCGAAAGACGUUGAAAGUGAAUCAAAGUAGUAAAAUGCUGCUGAACAGCCGCAAUAUUUUGCUUUUCUCCAUUUGUGCGUUACUGCUCUGCCAUUAUGCGUUGUGUUCGGUUAAACGUUUUAAGCGCAGCAUUUAUGGAUUAGACUCUAAUGGACCCUAUCUACCUGCGCCCUUUGGACCAGUACCAUUUGCACCUUUCGGUUUGGGUUCACCGUUCGCGCAACCACCCUUCGCCUUGCCUUAUGGUCCUUAUGCUCCGCCGCCAUAUGCUGCGCCGCACGCCUAUCCCUUCCUACCCGGCUAUCCUUCCUAUCCCUAUCACAAUCCAAUUUUUGCACCACCACCACCGCCGCUGUCAGCGCCAUUUCAUCCACCUAUUGUAGCGCCUGCGGCACCGGUGGGUCCACCGCCAGCACCGAUUAUUGUGCCAGCCAAGACAGCUGCCGCAUUGAGUAUUGCUUCGAUUAUUCACGCGUUUAUUGCGCGAAAAUUCUAUCCGCCCGUAUUGCCGGUACCCAUUGCUAGGCCAGUGCCAUAUCCGGUGCCUGAGCGGUCUCCAAUAUCUCCAACCUUUUCACGAUAUGCUCCAGUAACCAUGCUGAAACCGAUACAGGCUGAUGCUCAAAAUGUUAGAAAUCGUACAGAAAGCUCCUGUGUACGAAAUAUUCCUCAAAUAACGUUUGAAAAUCAAAUUUUCCGAGAGGCAAUGACGUCAACUGAAGCUCCUUGGCAACCCACAGUCAUUCCCAUAAAUGAAUAG